Messenger RNA from Penicillium cosmopolitanum, 588 nucleotides. RefSeq lists its product as uncharacterized. The transcript has 2 exons. The record is from RefSeq and is a predicted model, not a curated record. Bases 1 to 588 code for a protein of 195 amino acids. Lineage: Eukaryota; Fungi; Ascomycota; Eurotiomycetes; Eurotiales; Aspergillaceae.
AUGGCUGACAACAACGGUGAUACCGAGCGAAAGCCUCUCACACACGCGGGCUUUGACAACCCCGAAGUCCUGAAUGCUGUUAGCCCUCAUCCAACCUUCGGUUACUUUCACGGCCCAAUCCCAAACCUCAACCUCCUCCAAGGAAUUCCAUCCGAGAACGCGGCUACCAAUGCCAUUUCAUACGUUGAUCCAACGCACUCGGUAAUUUGUGACGUCGUCGGAGAAAAUGGGGAAAUGUGCGGCAAGAUCUAUCCUCGACCCAGCGCGCUGAGAAAGCAUUUGAGGAAGAAACAUCCUGGCUCUGGUGUUGGUUCGUUUGUCCUCAAUACCCCCCGAGUAUCGCUUAAGAAGCGAUAUGUUUACUCUAUUGCUUCUUGUGCUGAUUCAUGGGAUUUGCUUGCGCCUUCCUGUCUAGUCAUGCCCCCAGUCCUCGGGGAGAUCAGCCCUCUCCAAAUCCACACCGCGGAGUGUGCCCUCAAGAAACGGGUAUUGCUAGGUGGCUGCCGCAAUGCGGUCUACCUGAACGAGCCGAGACGCGGAUAUGGACUGAUCACGGAAUACUGUGAUGCUCUCGAGUGGAUAGCGUGA